Molecule: messenger RNA, 1908 nt
Organism: Patiria miniata (bat star)
Lineage: Eukaryota; Metazoa; Echinodermata; Asteroidea; Valvatida; Asterinidae
Product: retinol dehydrogenase 12-like
Exons: 6
Coding region: 102-1118 (338 amino acids)
Source: RefSeq, a predicted model, not a curated record
UCAAGAGAACGGAGCCACUGACCUCAGAAUAAAACACCUAGCUGAUUAGGCAGAUAGGAAUAUUCCUGAGUGGCGUAAUAGCGUUACAACCUAACCAAACCAUGAACAAGCUGGAUAUCUUCGGUUGGAGCGUGGACCCUGCAAUUGCUGCGUCGGUGGUUGUCGGUGUCGUUGUGGUCUUGUGGCUUGUGCGGAGAUGGGUGGCAGGUGGAUGGUGCUACAGCAAUGCUCGCCUGGACGGCAAGACGGUUGUCAUCACAGGAGCCAACACUGGCAUUGGCAAGGAGACAGCAAAGGACAUGGCCAGACGAGGUGCUCGUGUGAUCAUAGCCUGCCGUGAUCUGCCCAAAGCCGAAGCAGCCGCCUCUGAGAUUCGUACUGCCACGGGUAACAACAAGGUGACGGUACGGAAACUAGACCUGGCUUCUCUUGCCUCGGUGAGAGAGUGCGCCAAGAAGAUCAAGGCAGAGGUGAAAAAGCUGGAUAUACUCAUCAACAAUGCAGGAAUCAUGAUGUGCCCACCGCUGAAGACAGAAGAUGGGUUCGAGAUGCAGCUUGGUGUCAAUCAUCUGGGCCACUUCCUUCUGACCAAUCUCCUGCUGGAUAUCAUCAAAUCCUCCGCCCCUGCUCGCAUCGUCAACGUAUCCUCCCUCGCCCACGACUUCAAUAACGCCAAGAUGUUCUGGGAUGACAUCAACCUGGAGAAGAACUACGACCCGGUGGCGGCCUACGGGCAAAGCAAACUGGCCAACGUUCUCUUCACCGUUGAGCUAGCGAAACGUCUCAAAGGUACUCAGGUGACAGCCAACUCCUUGCAUCCAGGAACUAUCGAGACUGAGCUCACGCGCCACACGCAGCAGGCCAUGAGUCUUCCAUGGAGAAUCUUCUUCAGGAUCAUGUGCUCUCCCAUCGGUAAUUUCUUCCGUAAGACGGCUGUGCAGGGCGCGCAGACCACCAUCCACUUGGCCGUGUCUGAGGAACUGAAGAACACUACUGGCCAGUACUACAGUGAUUGCGUUCCUGCCAAGACCAACAAGCAGUACGUGAACAGCGAGAACGCCCGCCGCUUGUGGGAGAUGAGCGCCGAGAUGGUUGGAUUGGAUAAGAAGGUGGACUAAACUAGAUACUGUCAUGCAGUGUUUGGUACUUACACGUUAUUAUUAAAAAAUGUACGGAUUCGGAGACUAACACGCCCUGUACUGUUGUCGUUGUUUUUGAAGCGACGGCAGUAGAAAAAUACAAAUGCAGCCAGCCUUUUCGUAUGUUAUAUCUGUUUUGCUCGCUUUGUUUUAGCUCUAGUCACUGGCUGGUUAAUAGCUCGCUAUUGAUGAACAAAAUUGAUUACAUAUACAUUCAAUAGAAUGCAAGGAGAGAGGGACUUAUUAACUGAAUUUGUAUGUCAUUUUGGUGUUAUGUACCAUAUAAAAUUCACUUUAUGGAUACAUAAUUUUACAGAGUUAAAAGAAAGUCAAAAUUGAUUUCUUUGUACGUUGUGUAAAUGCAAUUAAUUCUUGAUCUCAAGUCAUAUGCUUUGUAGCCUAUUGAGUUUUUCACUGGCUGAUAUUAUGUACCUUAAUUUUUGCAAAAGAGAUACUCAUCAUAGACGACUUUUAGCAAUGUCCCCAUCGAUUAAAUGUUACAGAAGCUUUCAAGUAAUAAGUCAGAAGUAGUUGGAAAAAUAUUGCUCAGUUUGUACAUUGUUUUGUAAACCGAACAUUAAUCUUCUCAGAAAGUUUAACGAGAAAGUCAAUAUGUUUUAAUGUUUUAUUUGAUUAAUUUAGAUUUGUGUGUGAUUGUACUGCUAUGAUAGCUGUGUGUAUAACUGGAGCGGUAGAUUCCUAUAAGUAAAUGCAAGUUGUGAACACUAAUGAGGUAAAAAUAAAACAUUUGUAUUCCCAAAAUAAAAUA